Messenger RNA from Amborella trichopoda, 5077 nucleotides. RefSeq names its product K(+) efflux antiporter 2, chloroplastic. Gene Ontology annotation, molecular function: potassium:proton antiporter activity. The record is from RefSeq and is a predicted model, not a curated record. Gene Ontology annotation, biological process: potassium ion transport; proton transmembrane transport. NCBI's taxonomy places the organism in Eukaryota, Viridiplantae, Streptophyta, Magnoliopsida, Amborellales, Amborellaceae. Gene Ontology annotation, cellular component: membrane; chloroplast.
CCAGAGUGACUGUAUACCUAUUUUUUUGUCAUUUUUCGGCCAUCUCUCAGAGAGUUUAGAGAGAGAGGGAAGCGGACCCGAAUUUCUAGGGUUUUGCGUAGUCACUUCAUUUCUUCAAUCCAACCCGCAACUCUCUCACUUUAAUGGCUUCUUCAUACGUUGAAGUCAUCGAAUUCUGAUUUUAGUGUUUUACGGCGAGGUAGCAGGUCUCAGCAUUUGAAUUUGAGGCGCUUAAUUCCUCCAUCCAUUACGAUUUUAGAGCUUGUGAUACGACUAGGAUAUCGAUUCUCUCAUACAUGGAUUGAUAGGUUUUCUAGGGCUCUGAAUGGUAAUGUUGCCUGGUGUGUGUAUUUCAUGUUGUUGAAAUGUACGGGACGCAGUUUCGUGAGCUGUGAUUGUUCUUUGGUAGUUCAGUGGGUGGUUUUUGAGGGUGGCAUCAUUACUGGUUUUUUAAGGUGUUUGGUGAUAACAGAAGCCUAGACCUCGGCUGGGGCUCACGUGCUGCUACCACCAAGACUUUUGCGCUCUGAUUUUUUAUGUCGUAAUCGUGCUCUUCAUUAUUGUUUCUAGGGUUUUUCUGCUUCACCUGUCGUUGAAUGGCAGGGAAGUGAUCCAUCAGGUUCUGAAUUGGUGUGCAUUAUUCAUCUAUUAGUUUUGAUUGGGUUUGUAGUUUAUUGAAAUGAAAGUAUUUACAGGGAUGUGAUAUUUCAUUCUUGGAGUCGUUAUUUUCAGUCUCUGAUUAAGCAGUUGAUAGCUGCAUUAUUUCUUGGUUUUUCUGGAUUUUCACUGGAAAUCCUUGAUAAAUUUGGAGAUAUUUAGCUUAUCAAACCAAUAGUUGAAAAGAGAAAUGUUUACAGUGAGAAUGGAGCAUUGCAUGUAGACUAUAGAGUAUCAUAAUGUGUAGAGUGAAAUAUUCUUGUAACAUGAUUGGACUGUGGCAAUCAUGCUGGGUUAUUUGAUUUUGAGCUUAGCAACUUGGUUGGUAUAGGGCAUUUCUUUGACUGAAAAAGCUGGAAAUAAUGGAGAUUUCACAUAGUUUCAUGCAUAUGUCUUCAACUAAAUGUUCUCCUGGUUCAGAUUCUUCUAGAUUGGAUUCGUUUUGUUUCAGUUCAAGACUAACACAAAGGAAGAAGAAUGGUUCUGUGUUUGCAAAACAGAGAGUUUCUGCUGCAUUUAACAAGGCAUACUUUAUGAGGAAACCUAAGAAGGAUAUGGAUUGUUGUUUGCGCUCUUUUAGAGGAUCACAUUGUUGUGUGUUCUUCCCUGAGAGAUACUUUAGAAAUUGUAAGAGUAAUUCAGGUGGAGCGAAUUCUAUUGUAAAAAUGAGUACUUGUGGUCAUGGGUUAUGUCCCCACUCUUUGAAUUCAAAUUCAAGUAGUCUUUUCCUUAGUUCAGAGAACUUGUUAAGAACUUUAAAGGGUCGGCAAAUGUGUGCUCAAUGUCAAUCUAAUGGCCACGCUGGUAAAGAUUCUUUAGCGUAUGUUGAAGGUGGGGAUAAUGCCAUAGAGACGGGUAAUAUAGAAUCAGAUUCAAGACCAAAUGUCAAAAAUAGAGAUGACAUGGUCCAAUUUUCGGAAGAUCCAUUUGAUAAUUUUUCAUCAUCGGCUGAAAGUUCAGAGGAAAAAGCCAACAAAGAAAGAACCAUGUUGGCUGAAUCACCCAGUAUGGAGGACUUGAAGGAGUUGCUUCAAAAAGCUCUAACUGAACUGGAAGUUGCAAGACUUAAUAGCACUGCAUUUGAGGAAAAAGCCCAAAGGAUAUCAGAGACUGCUAUUGCCUUGAAAGAUGAGGCUGUUCGUGCUUGGGAUGAGGUUGGAGUGUCUUCUACUAUGGUUGAAGAGAUGCUGGGUGAGGAAGCAGCUGCGAAAGAAGCAGUUCAGAGAGCAACAAUGGCUCUAUCCAUGGCUGAAGCACGACUAAAAGUGGCUGCGGAAGCUUUAAACCAGGCCCAAAUUCAAGACCCAAAACUCGAAUUUAAGGAUUCAGAAGAUGGCUCAGUGAAAUCUCAUGAACAUACUGAUGAAAAACUAUAUGAACCUGGUGAUAUUGUGCAAGAAACCAGACCUGAGGAACUAGCUCUCUUAAUCGCGAAAGAUGAGAUAAAGGGCUGUCAUGCCACUCUUGCAUGUUGUGAGGCUGAGCUUCGACGUAUACAAAGCAGGAAAAUGGACCUGCAAAAGGAAGUGGAUCGUUUGAGCGAAUUUGCAGAAGAUGCACAAGAAAACGCUGCUCAAGCUGAGGAGGAUGUUGCCAACAUAAUGCAUCUAGCUGAGCAAGCUGUCGCUAUUGAGGUUGAAGCUACUCAGCAUGUUAGUGAUGCUGAGAUUGCUUUACAAAAAGCUGAAAAACUUGUCAUUGGUAAUGGCCAAACUGCCAUUGCCGAGUCCUCUGAUCCAUCUGAUGUUGAUUUGUUGAAUGAUGAAGUGUUGAUGGAGAAAGAAAGAAUUACUCAAGGAGUUAGUGAAGACUCUAGCUCCAGUGGUGAUGAAACAAGUCGAGCUGAGGAUGCUCUGCUCAGUAGUCGCCCUUCUGAAGUGCAUGAAUCAAGUGUGGCAAUGGCUGAACAGUUGGAACUGUCAGAAAAAUUAAAUGGUCAGGACAACAUCAAGGUGGAGAUAGAUGGCCUGAGAGAAGCUGAAAAUGAAUCCGAGAAAUCGAAGGUUUCUUUGCAGUCAAAGAAACAGGAAACAGCCAAAGACAGUGCUCCUUCCAUUGCCCCCAAAACAUUACUGAAGAAGUCUUCUCGAUUCUUUUCUGCGUCAUUCUUCUCCUCUAAGGAAGAUGGGGAGGAGUUUACGCCUGGAGCAGUUUUUCGAGAGGUGGUUAUUACUGCUAGGAAGCAACUGCCCAAGUUGGUAUUUGGGAUCUUGUUUCUUGGUGCUGGGACCAUUUUUCUUAGUAAUCGUUUGGAAAAAGGUGCUCCAAUAAUUCAGCAAUCGGAUAUUGUCACUGGCAUUGAAGAAGUCACCUCCAGUGCAAAGCCUUUAGUACGGGAGUUACGAAGAAUUCCUAAGCGGUUUAAGAAGAUAUUAGAGAAGCUACCACACCAAGAGAUAAAUGAGGAGGAAGCCUCCCUUUUUGACAUGCUGUGGUUAUUGCUGGCGAGUGUUAUCUUUGUACCAUUAUUUCAGAAGAUUCCUGGAGGAAGUCCGGUACUUGGGUACUUGGCUGCUGGUAUCUUAAUUGGGCCAUAUGGUCUCUCUAUCAUACGCCAUGUUCAUGGGACAAAAGCUAUUGCAGAAUUUGGGGUUGUUUUUUUGCUGUUCAAUAUUGGGCUUGAGCUUUCUGUAGAAAGACUGAGCUCCAUGAAGAAGUAUGUCUUCGGUUUAGGCUCUGCCCAGGUUUUCGUGACGGCAGUGGUGGUUGGUCUGGUUGCUCAUUUUGUUGCAGGGCAACCUGGUCCUGCUGCAAUUGUCAUUGGCAAUGGCCUGGCACUAUCUUCUACUGCUGUAGUUCUACAGGUGCUACAGGAAAGAGGAGAGAGCACUUCACGUCACGGGCGUGCCACUUUUUCUGUGUUGCUUUUCCAGGACUUGGCUGUGGUGGUGUUGCUGAUACUUAUUCCUCUUAUUUCUCCAAAUUCUUCCAAAGGAGGGGUUGGUUUUCAGGCAAUUGCAGAAGCUCUUGGACUUGCUGCUGUUAAAGCAAUAGUCGCAAUCACCGCCAUCAUUGCAGGAGGGCGCUUGUUACUUCGUCCAAUUUAUAAGCAAAUUGCGGAGAACCAAAAUGCUGAGAUAUUCUCUGCGAACACCCUUCUCGUCAUUCUGGGGACUAGUGUCCUUACUGCUAGGGCUGGGCUUUCAAUGGCUUUGGGGGCAUUUUUGGCUGGAUUGCUCCUUGCAGAAACUGAAUUUUCACUCCAGGUUGAAUCUGAUAUUGCUCCAUAUCGUGGUCUUCUGUUGGGCCUCUUCUUUAUGACGGUUGGAAUGUCUAUUGAUCCAAAACUUCUUAUUUCCAACUUUCCUGUUAUUUCGGGAGCCUUGUGCCUUUUAAUUGGUGGGAAAACUUUAUUAGUUUCACUAGUGGGUAGAACUUUUGGGAUUUCUAGCAUUGCUGCAGUUCGAGUUGGCCUUCUUCUUGCACCUGGUGGAGAAUUUGCCUUUGUUGCAUUUGGAGAGGCUGUUAAUCAGGGUAUCAUGUCUCUGCAGCUUUCAUCUUUGCUGUUCUUGGUUGUGGGGAUUUCGAUGGCCCUCACGCCAUGGUUGGCGGCAGGAGGACAAUUAAUUGCAUCCCGAUUUGAGCAGCAUGAUGUGCGAAGCUUACUCCCUGUUGAGAGUGAGACGGAUGAUUUGCAAGAUCAUAUAAUCAUAUGUGGAUUCGGGCGUGUGGGUCAGAUCAUUGCACAACUUCUUUCAGAGAGGCUGAUUCCUUUUGUUGCACUUGAUGUCCGAAGUGAACGUGUGGCUAAUGGCCGUGCACUUGAUCUUCCUGUAUAUUUUGGUGAUGCCGGUAGUCGAGAAGUCCUCCAUAAAAUUGGGGCUGAGAGGGCUUGUGCUGCUGCGAUUUGUUUAGACACCCCAGGUGCCAAUUAUAGGACGGUCUGGGCUUUGAGCAAGUAUUUUCCCAACGUGAAGACAUUUGUUCGUGCCCAUGAUGUUGAUCAUGGCCUAAAUCUGGAGAAGGCGGGUGCAACUGCGGUUGUCCCUGAAACCUUGGAGCCCGGUUUACAGCUUGCUGCUGCAGUUCUUGCGCAGGCUAAAUUGCCAACAUCAGAGAUUGCAACAACUAUUAAUGAAUUCAGAUCCCGCCAUCUCUCUGAACUCACUGAGCUAUGUGAGGCGAGUGGAAGUUCGCUUGGCUACGGAUUUUCUAGGAUCAUGUCUAAAGCAAAAUCACAAUCUUCUGAUUCUGAGGAUGGGCAAGUCAUCGAAGGAACCCUGGCAAUAUGACAUUGUACAAGAACUUUGUUCAUGAUUGAACCCUUUUUGGGGUUUGUACAGUCAUUUCUCUUAAUGAAAUGAGAAAAAAGUGUAUAGUUGCGUACAAAUUUGUAAGUGCAUCUUGUUUCUUUUUUUAAACUCCCAAUUUUGAUAUAUUUUCUCUUAAAAUUAUAACACAAGUCCAGUUUUUGAGUUUU